This is a messenger RNA of Peniophora sp. CBMAI 1063, 684 nucleotides long. NCBI's taxonomy places the organism in Eukaryota, Fungi, Basidiomycota, Agaricomycetes, Russulales, Peniophoraceae. The record is from the annotation of a GenBank genome assembly.
AUGAACGCCUCUAACACCAACACCAACUUGAACGGCGCUCAGAACGCGAAUGUGGGCCCGCCGGCCGUCUCGACAACUGUUGCGCCCGCGCCGCCCUCGGCCAUUUCGUCCCUCUCCGACAUGUUCGACAACCUUUCCGUUGCCCAGCAGCCCUCCGCCGAUGGCGAUGUGCCGAUGGACACCAGCGGCCAAGGCCCCCCGGUCUCCGCGGGCGCUUUCACCGACUUUCCUACUUCCAAUUUCCGUCCUGGCGAAGCGACGGCGCCAACUUCGCACCGCACCAACAACCACACUUCGGGUAACGUGCGCAGCGCGCCGUACCCCACCAACAUCUCUCAGGCUGCCGCUGCCAGCGCAGUUCUGACAAGCAACAACGUUAUAUCAACCGGCGCCACCCACAUGGGAGGUGCCCACGCAGGCGGCGCGGGCGGAGUAGCGCCGUCGCACAUCAGUGCAGCGCCGGCCGCGGUUCGCCGCGCCGCCGCGCGUCGUGCCCAGCGCUCCCAGCACACGUGUCCCGCUUGCGGCGUCGCGCUCGCCAGGGUGGACAGCUACAAGAGGCACGUGGCGCAUUGCCAGGGGAGGACGGGCGGCAACUCGGGUCCGUCGUCGCGCCGCGGAGGAGGGCCCGGACGUGGAUCUGGAGGCGCGGGGGCGGGACCGUCCUACUUGAUGGCGUACUAG